UUCCUUCUUUCUUCUUUUUUUUUACUUGGAAAAUUCUGCAACUACUCUAGGCGUGCUGGUGACGAAUUAAGUGGCUGAGCAAGAGACGGUGGCUCGAUCGAUGAACACCACUGGCGAAGGAGUGGUCUGGUGCGUUUCAAACGCAGAUCAAUACAAGCAGCUGUGCAAGAAAUGUACAUUGUUAUGGAUCAAUAUAUUUCUUCAUCCAAACAAAACAGUAAGAAUUGUGGAAUUUUGUGUGAUCGUGGCUGCUGUGGUUCUGCUUAUCCUUUUGCUCGUUGGUCCCUGGCGCCGCCGCUCCCGCAACCCGAUCGUCCUGUACGCAGUCAGCGGAGCGUACCUGCUUUCAUUGCCUCUGCUUUCAUACACGCUGGGGCUGAUGCAGGGCGUCGUCAAAAACGAACUGUACCUGGUGUGGGCUACAUUCCUCAUCCUCCUCAUCAGCGGCGCCAACUCGGUGUCUGUCCAGAAUCUCGAUGAGAACAAGCAGUGGCUGAAACUUAUCCUGGACAAUGUCAUGUACCUGAUCUACGGUGGUUCGACCGUGGCCAUCUUUUUCGUUGACGCAACCAAAGGGAUGACCAUCCGUGCCGGAGCUCUGUUGAUCUUGUUUACUCUACUGUCAAUCAAAAACUUCGAGAGGAUAAUUGCUCUCAAACUAGCCAGUGAUCCACGGAGCAGCGGCAGCCAGACGGUCGCCCGCCACAUGAAGGACUAUGAGAUGGCGCUGGGGAGCGCUCCCGAUGAUUAUGACCCUCGUACCAUGCGGGGGUAUAACUACCUUGUUCAUCCCUUCCACGUGAGCCUGCCAACAGGACCUAGACAAGACCACAUCCAGACAGCUUCUGAUGAACUAAUCACCUUGCACAAGAUCUGCCUCCAUGGCAAUGGCGUUCUACAGUCGUCCGCUGAGGACCCAGCGAUCUGCCACUUGAAGGACGUCUGCCUUUCGUUCGCACUAUUCCGCCUCACGGUGCGACGAUACUUCGGGUAUUCUUGCGCUGAAGCUGGGAUCGCCAAGACUCGUGACCUCGUCCUCCAGGGGCUCUUGCGGGAAAUGGAGGAUGCCAAAGACUGCAAGAGAGCAUUCCAAGUGAUCGAGGUGGAGCUAGGUUUCCUCUAUGACUUCUUCUACACCAAGAAUGCAGUAAUCAUGAUCCGCGGAGAGAUACGGUCCGCUGUUCUUUCACUCUGCAUCACCUUGCUGAGUAUAUUCAUCGGGGUAUAUGCUCUCAUCGACCUCGAGCCACAUGAGGAAUAUUGGGAAUUUGGAUUUGUUGCCACGGAGAAACAAGGCAUUAUUGUCACCAAAGUAAUAUUGUGUGCCCUUGCGAUAUUUCAACUGCUGCAGAUAGGGAUGUACUGCGCCUCUGAUUGGGCAAAAGUAUCUCUGGUUUGCAAGUACAUGGCAGAACCCGCAUGGCAUGGGAACUCAUACAUUGGGAAACUUUUCCUGUUAAUCGGACAAGUUUCAAUCUUUCUGGAGGAAUGCAAAUGGUUUGGCCGCUGGGAGAACAAGAUCGGCCAAUACUCACUCAUGGAUUCUUUCAGAUACCCUGAUAAUCAGUUCUUGGAGAAACAUAGUGAGCUUAUGACCAUGUUCCGGGAAGGAAGAAAAAAAGGACAGUCCAUACCAGUGCCCAUGGAGGUGAAGAAAGCGAUAGCAUGGACUCUCAAGGCCUCAAAUGGCCAGAUUGCAAACGGAGCACCGGCACUUGUGAGGCAUGGCAUGCCUGAGCUGUGCUGGGCAUGUCCAACCAACAAUGAGUUCACUCUAGCUCAGGUUAUAUUGUUAUGGCACAUUGCAACAAGCUACUGCGAGAUAUCAGAAUCGAACCGAGUCAAUGUGCAACCCACAGCACAAACCAGUAAUCCGAAGCUUGUUGCCACCAGCUUGUCCAAGUAUUGUGCAUACUUGGUCAAGUUCGCCCCAAAACUGGUUCCUGGCAGUCCAAUAGAGACAGAGUCCACGCUUGAGGAACUAGUAUACGAAGCAAGAAGAGCUUUCAAGGUAAAUCCGGAUAUAUUGACAUUGUUUGGGGAGCUGCAGCAACAGCACAACGAAGGAAGGGCACGCGAUUGGAUGUUGGCCAAGGGCGCCGUACUUGGGAUAAAACUAGCGAGCAUGGAGGACCAGGUGACGCGGUGGAACCUUCUCGCAGAUUUCUGGGCAGAGCUGAUGCUGUACAUCGCCCCAUGUGACAAUGUUGCUGCCCAUAUAGAGUCUCUUGCUGAAGGUGGCGAGUUCGUGACACAUGUUUGGGCUUUGCUUAUGCAUGCUGGCAUCCUGGAGCGUCCUGCUGCUCAUGCCAUCUAAUCAAACUGAGAAGUCGGGGGCAAGAACAUCCGCAAAUAACUGUCCUCAAUCCUGUUGUGAUUGCUAUUUGUGUAUUAAAACGUCGUUAUCAUGUGUGACUGUGUGAGUAAAGACAAUGAAACCUGGUUGUAUUGUGAGGUCCGCACGUAUGCGUUGGGUUCAUUUGGUGCUGAAGUGUUGUAACCCUAUUUAUUUAUCUGCCUAGCUGGUUGCAUGUG
Setaria italica (foxtail millet) is the source of this 2535-nucleotide messenger RNA. RefSeq lists its product as uncharacterized. Bases 101 to 2317 code for a protein of 738 amino acids. The record is from RefSeq and is a predicted model, not a curated record. Lineage: Eukaryota; Viridiplantae; Streptophyta; Magnoliopsida; Poales; Poaceae. The transcript has 3 exons.